This is a messenger RNA of Dermacentor albipictus, 3309 nucleotides long. It is a transcript of the gene Naam, whose product is annotated as Nicotinamide amidase. Gene Ontology annotation, molecular function: calcium ion binding. Lineage: Eukaryota; Metazoa; Arthropoda; Arachnida; Ixodida; Ixodidae. The record is from RefSeq and is a predicted model, not a curated record.
ACCUCGCGCCAUGCCGUUUGGUUGGAAAAUAAGGCCGACGCUAGCGUGCACUCCGUGCUCCGCGUAUCGAUACUAUACGCUUUAUGCAUUGCUUCAGUGCUUUAUUGAAUUGGUUUCAAUCAGUGCGUGAGUAAUGAUUGAAGAAGACAAUGUAUACCCCUCCCGUUUGCGCACGCGUGACUUCUUGAAGUGCUCCAAAACAAACGACGGCGUUUGGCGGUAUCUGUCCUCGAACACUUCGAUCGUUCGUCGAGCGUGUCGAGGCUGGUCGCUACAUGACAAAGGCUACGUGGCAAAUCAAAUUAUAAGCUGCCCCACAGCUGAUUCAGAAGAUAUGGUGGUGGUCGACAAACUUUAAACGACAGAUAAAACUGCGUGCCCUUCAUUGUGAAAAAAAGCCAGGACCUCCUAGAAAGGUUCAGCUGUGGUGACUACGUUGAUGGUAUAGCAAGUAGUCGUCCUUCAUGAUGAGCAAGCUGGAAUUUGACAGUGACUCCAAAUCACCGAAGGAGUGGUUCACUGAGCUUGCAGCUGGCCAACAGGACAUGUUAUCCAAGGAAGCUUUUUCUGCUUUUCUGAGCUCGCUUUUCACCGACUUUGAUGAGCUCCAAACCAGUGAUAAACAACAUGCAGUUACUCUGCUAUUUGAGACAUUUGAUCGUAACCAUGAUGGAAAAAUAGAUGUUUCAGAAUUUGAAACAUUCUGGACACAAUGGGUGGAAGUUGUACUACACCCAAAGUGGGCUUUUAUUGUUGUUGACGUACAGAAUGAUUUCAUCACUGGAAGUCUUUCAGUGAAAAAUCUUGCUGAAAACAGGGACCCCGAAGGCAUUGUGCCCAUUAUUAAUGACCUUGUAGAAAAUGUCCCAUGGAAACUAAUUGUGUAUUCACAAGACUGGCACCCAAAAGACCACAUUUCAUUUUACGAAAACAAGGACUGCCGACCUUUCCAUGCCAGUAGCAAAGUGAAUGCUGGAGAUGCCAAGGUUUUUGAUACUGUGAUGUUUGCCGAUGCCAUAUGCUGCACUGGUUGCAUUGAGCAAACCCUGUGGCCAGCCCAUUGUAUACAAGAUACCUGGGGGGCAGAGCUGCACAAAGACCUCAGAGUGCGUGACAAUGCACUGAUAAUCCGCAAAGGCACAAGCCCAGAUGUGGACAGCUACUCUGCAUUCUGGGAUAAUGACAAACGCUCGUGCACUAGUCUCGACAAAGAGUUGAAGGCACAUGGAAUCACUGAUGUUGUUAUUUGUGGAAUAGCGUAUGAUGUUUGUGUGGCCUCCACAGCAUCGCACGCUAUACAGUUGGGAUACAGGACCGUUAUUGUUGAUGAUGCUUCAUGUGGCACUUGUGCUGCAGCCACAGAAGCCACCAAGAGCCGUUUAGUUGCACAGCAUUGUAUGCUGCUGAGCAGCUCAGAGAUAAAGAAACUGGUCUCUGGUGGUACGAGGCCGCAUAAAUUAGGCAUUCAGCUUGCAAAGGCCAUCGCAGCCACAAGCAAGUGAUUAUCUUUCAUUUAGUGCAGCGAUGAAAAUGUGAGUCUAUCACAGAACUGUAAUGGCCACUAUUGUUGCCAGAGCACUUAAGCUCCUGUAUGUUAGAGCUGUUAUCACCUUUGUUGACAGCAAGAACCCAGUUUUGCAGUGGGCCAUUGUGACCGAGAACAGCGCCAGUACAUAGAAGCCCGCAAACUUAGGCUGGAACGGUAGUCUGCAAGACUACCGUUCCAGCCUUAUUUGACAAUGUCUGCUUGGAACUGGUGUUUAUAAUGCAGUUGCUUUGUAUGUGGGAAUACUGCUUUACUUAAGAAGUAAUCAAAUCUUUCUAUAAAUGUGUGCCAUACGAACAAGUGGAUGCUUUACUUGCAAGCAGUGAUAUAUUCUUAUGUGUUAAGUAUUUAGUUUGCCACUGUGCCAGCCUUAUGUUAAGCCCAAAAUUUUUUUUUGCAAGUAUAAUUUACCAACAUUAAUAGCUACCUUUGUGUUGUUAAAAAUGAUGCAGCAGCAUGAUUUUUCUCUAAUUUAGAAUGUAGCAUUAGUUCUCAAUAUGGAACAUAUUGAAGAUUUUGUUCUAGAGUGCCUUUACAAAUGUGAUUAUUUCUCAAACUAUUCCUUUUGCAUUGUUUGACAAGAAAACACUUGCAUGUCUGUGACAAAUACUGUGCUUAGCUUAAGGGUACAGUGAGCCAUACUUGGCUUUGUACACAAACACUCACCCUGAUUGCUAUAUGUAUUGAUCUUGUGCUGUCUGUGAUGCCACCUGUAAUGACCCAGAUAAUUUGCAAAUGUGAUUAUUUCUGAAACUAUUCCUUUUCCAUUGUUUGACAAGAAAGCACUUGCAUGUCUGUGACAAGUACUGUGUUUAGCCCAAGGGUACAGUGGGCCAUACUUGGCUUUGUACACAAACACUCAUCUAAUAUGAUUGCUAUCCGUAUUGAUCUUGGCUGUCUGCGAUGCCCCCUGUAACGACCUAGAUAAUUUUUAUAUGCAUUUUUAUCUUUUGCAGGAAGAAUUGACGUCACUUCUACGAGUACCUUGUAGAAAGUAAUGACAGCCGAGUGUAUAAAGUUAUUGCAACAGAUUUUUACUCCUGAACUUAGCCGCAGAAUACUUUUUGUAUCUACUUCUAGUAUGUCACUUUGUUUCCUUAAUCAGCCUGAUACACCUUUGUUAUACUAAACCAGACAUUUUCCUUUUGUUUACUUUUAAAGCAACAUAUGUUAACUCUCCUUUGCACUGAAGUUAACCUGUUGGUAAUUGGUGUUAAAAUAUAGUUGAUCAUUCUAAACUGCAAGCUGCAAAAGCCAUCCAACUGCAUUCCUUUGUAAACAUCAGAACACAUCUUUAUUAUGCUUGCAACAGGCAAGAGCCUGGAUAGCACAAAGCCACAAAAAAACAUCACAUUUCUGAUACGCAUAUGUAAAAUUCAAAAUUUUCCAUCAAACGAUUUUUCUGCCCUUUAAAAGCAGUUAUUAAUGUCUAAGUGUGGCGUGGCCAAGGUAUACAUUUUUUUUUAAAUGCUUGCUGCAAAACUUUUGGUUAGUAGCAUAGAAAACUGUUGUUCCCCCCCGACUACAUGAAGACUGUGCACAAAAAAAAGGGGGGGGGGGAGGGUACGACACAAGACAACAUGAGUGCAGACAAACAAGCAUUUAUUUGGAAAGACAUGGAAAGUGAAUAUGAGCGUAAGUAAAUCUUGCUAUGUGCUUUGGUGUUGCAUAAACUUUAUGCCUUGAAACAAUUGUUCUGUAGCAAUUAUAUGCAAUAUUUCUGUUGACGCCCAAUAAAAUGAAUAAAGGUGUUCGCUCAUUUA